Symsagittifera roscoffensis is the source of this 879-nucleotide messenger RNA. RefSeq lists its product as uncharacterized. The coding region runs from base 181 to 825 and encodes 214 amino acids. NCBI's taxonomy places the organism in Eukaryota, Metazoa, Xenacoelomorpha, Acoela, Convolutidae. The transcript is spliced from 4 exons. The record is from RefSeq and is a predicted model, not a curated record.
UCAUUAUAAAAAUAUUGCCAAAAACAACAACUAAUUUUACGAUGAGAAUUUGAAGAGAACAGUUUUAUGCAAAAACAAACACCAUAGUCGAGCCACACCCGUUCAAAAUUUCAAAGUCAAUCAAUUGGAAAACAUCAAAAGCACUUAUAACCAAAUAAAAAAAAAUUCUUAGAGGUAAAAAUGACUUCCAACAAUUCAGUAAUUAUAAUAAUUGUGAGUUCGAUUCAGUUCACAGUAACUGUUUUCGGCCUUCCGGGAGAUCACGCGUGUUAUGGGAACGAAAUUUACGAAUACAUUUGCGAGCCGGCGACGCCGUGCUCCGAAGACAACGAGUGCGGAAACCGAGAACUGUGUUGCGACGGAAUCUGUAGAGUUUCGUCCCGAGAUGAAUGCAAGGAGCCCCCGUUAACAAUCGUAAUCCCAAUCCUUUCCGUCUCUGUAAUCGUGCUGGCUACUUUCCUUGCUUGUGCCUCUAUAGUCUACAAUCACAAAAAUGGGUGCUGCAAAACAAACCGGAUUGAAAACAGUCCAAGAUUCCCUUCUACGUUAUCUACAAAUUCUCCAUACGAUAUCAAACCGACUCUUCCGAGUUACUCCGAAAACUGUCGAGACGAAGUCAUUGUAAUCCCCAAUACAGGAAGUUCAGCUUCAUCGGAAAAUAAUAUAAAUGAAAAUGAAGGAAUAUUCAACACCAAUACCCCUCCCCCACCCUAUUCUCAGGAAGUGAUGAUGCCAAUGCCCCCACCCAGCAAUAGCGAGACCCAAGAAGGUCCCCCUCCCGACUACUGGGCCAACGCAAUUAAGAAAACUAACUGCAAAUUGUGAACUUUAUGCUUUAUAGAUUUAGAAAUUUUUUAGAACACUGUUAGAGUUAGAGAU